AUGGCGAGGCAUGGGUACCUUGCGCAGACCGUGUUCCGCCUACUGCGCGACUCGUUCGAUCAACACCGGCAGCAGCAGCAGUUGGUGUAUGGCGCUUACAGCAGCAGUGUCCACCACUUCUUCAGCGAGGUUACGAAUCUCGAGGCCGGGGAUGGUGGUCGACACGCCGUCAUCUCCAGGCACUCUAAGUCUGAAUACCCGAUCAAUAUCUUCAGCCUAGCCGCGGACCUGGAGGUCUCGAGGAUCAAGCAUCGCGUCGCCGCGAGCGCGGGGCUGAGUCUGGAUGACGGAAUUCCGGUGUGGACUAAAACGGCAGCCUCGGCGCCAGUCGUCCAUGGUGCAGAGCGGUCGAGUGCGGGCAGCUGA
Molecule: messenger RNA, 366 nt
Organism: Microdochium trichocladiopsis
Lineage: Eukaryota; Fungi; Ascomycota; Sordariomycetes; Xylariales; Microdochiaceae
Exons: 1
Coding region: 1-366 (121 amino acids)
Source: RefSeq, a predicted model, not a curated record